UAGUUUUCCGGCAUUACAAUUUGGGAAGAGCAACAAAAAUUUAUUUGGAAAAUAAAAGUUAUACAAUGGGUAUGGCUGGUUUAUCAGAGGACUUUAUAACGUUAACACAAUUGAAUUGUGUGCAACAAUGCAGCGCAUUGAUACAUAGUCCAAAACCACGAAACUAUAUAACGGCCGCUACACUUUUUGGCAUAUAUUGCGGCGUGCUCGCUUAUCGUUCCUAUCGCAAUUACCGUGCGCGAUUGGAGGCCCAAAUAGAGGAUGUACCCAUCGAGGAGCCAGGUGCACCAGAGGUGCAAGCCUACGAGGAAUACGUCUACGAGGCGCCAGUUACGGAUCCCCACGAAUAUCUUUUGCCCACCAUUCGCGAGCCAAGUCUAUUGGAACAACAUUCAAAUGAAGAGGCCGUCACAGCGGCACCCUAGCCCAAUAUUUGGUACGAACUCGGCCGAAAAUUCCUUACCCAAAAUCAAGAUGAUAAUUUCCCAUUUCCAAUAAUUUGAUUUGAAACGCGAAACCCAAGCUCAAUUCCCAUUAUACGUGUUUCCAGUUUCAUUCAAAAUCUGACAGCUAAUAAAAUUGCACUUAAUUUAUUCCAUU
Molecule: messenger RNA, 600 nt
Organism: Drosophila novamexicana
Lineage: Eukaryota; Metazoa; Arthropoda; Insecta; Diptera; Drosophilidae
Exons: 1
Coding region: 66-425 (119 amino acids)
Source: RefSeq, a predicted model, not a curated record